Molecule: messenger RNA, 429 nt
Organism: Gongylonema pulchrum
Lineage: Eukaryota; Metazoa; Nematoda; Chromadorea; Rhabditida; Gongylonematidae
Source: the annotation of a GenBank genome assembly
AUGGCAGAAUUUGAGCGGAAAUUUGGCUGGAAAGUUAUCAGUUUUGAAAAAUAUCCGAAGUUUGAUCAGAUAACGGAAUUCAUGAAUAUUGCAUUAAUACCAGCAGCUUUCAUCUUGGUUGUCCUGAUGUUUUUUCUCGCUUAUUGGUCUACGAAAAUAAGCCGUUCGACAGGUGGUGGCGAAGGCUGGUUCGUCAGUGGCUCAAGCGGUGGCAAAAACACCGCCCUGAAACGAACGUUGGAGAUUAUUGAAGAGCAAAAAGCGAUGGAAGCAGAGAAGGAACGUGAACGACAACGAACACAACGUACUCAGCUUAUUUUGCUAGCAAGAGAAGACAGCAAGGCUGCGCUUGCAGACACUGAAGCAGUAGAACAACCACCAUCCGGCAAAACCAGUGAUGCUUUCAGGUUGAGAAUAGUCUGUCAUUGA